Molecule: messenger RNA, 3507 nt
Organism: Syngnathus typhle (broad-nosed pipefish)
Lineage: Eukaryota; Metazoa; Chordata; Actinopteri; Syngnathiformes; Syngnathidae
Product: arf-GAP with SH3 domain, ANK repeat and PH domain-containing protein 2-like
Exons: 28
Coding region: 229-3273 (1014 amino acids)
Biological process (GO): positive regulation of GTPase activity
Cellular component (GO): cytoplasm
Molecular function (GO): protein binding; GTPase activator activity
Source: RefSeq, a predicted model, not a curated record
AGGCCACAGGAGAAGCAGAAGUGCGUCGUCGGUGCAAAGUGCAACACAUUGAGUCGUCGCGUGCGUGCACCAAGGAAGUGCGAGGAAGUCCACGCCUAGAAGUUUUUCAAAGCCUUCCACAACUUUUUGUGCCCAGUCUAAGGCAGGUGUGGCGCUCCUGGCCCCACCUGAGUUUGCGUGACGUCACGCCGGUGCGGUUCUUCCGGGUCGGGAUUGUCAUCUGCAGCCAUGCCGGACGUCCUGAGCGUCACCGAGUUCAUCGGUGAGUGCAACGACGACUACAAGGCGCCCACCACGUCCAGCUUCUCCACGCGCAUGACGCACUGUCGGAACAGCGUCAACGCCCUUGAGGAGGUUCUGGAUGUGGAGCGCUCCGUUCUGUCCAAACUGAAGAAAGCGGUCAAGUCCAUGUACACGUCAGGCCUGGUCCACGUGGAGCACGAGGACCAAUACGUGUCGGCCAUGGAGAAGCUGGGCGACAACUGCCUGAGCGGCGACGACACCGACGUGGGCGCCGCCUUCCUCAAGUUUGCCGUUUUCAGCAAAGAACUGACGGCGCUCUUCAAGAACCUGAUCCAGAACAUGAACAAUAUCAUCUCCUUCCCGUUGGACAGUCUACUCAAGGGGGACCUGCGCGGUGUCAAGGGGGACCUGAAGAAGCCGUUUGACAAGGCCUGGAAGGAUUACGAGAGCAAACUCUCCAAGCUGGAGAAGGAGAAACGCGAGCACGCCAAGCAGCACGGGAUGAUUCGCACCGAGUUCAGCGGCGGCGAGAUCGCCGAGGAGAUGGAGAAGGAGCGGCGAGUCUUCCAGUUGAACAUGUGCGAGUACCUUCUCAAGGUCAACGACAUCAAGGUCAAGAAGGGCGUCGACUUCCUGCAGAACCUUAUCAAGUAUUUCCACGCGCAGUGCAAUUUCUUCCAGGAUGGACUGACGGCCGUCGAGAGCCUCAAACCCUCCGUGGAGAAAAUGGCGUCCGAUCUCACGGCGAUCAAACAGACGCAGGACGGCGAGAGGAAACAACUGACUCAGCUCCGAGACCUCCUGAAGACCUCCUUGCAGUCUGACAGCAAAGAGGAGGCUCCGGCCAAGCAGAAGCAAGGAUACAGCCUGCACCAGCUGCAAGGGAACAAGGCGCACGGGACGGAGCGCUCGGGAGUUCUGUCCAAGAGGAGCGAGGGGCUGAGGAAAGUUUGGCAGAAGAGGAAGUGCUCGGUGAAGAACGGUUUCCUGACCAUCUGCCAUGCCACGUUUUUACACCAAGAGUCAAACAACCAAUCAGGACAAUGCAAGCGGGAGAGCAAGAAAAUCAGGAAGAGGAGGAGGAGGAGGAAGAGCUUAAGGAAAAGGAUGAGAGACAGAAGGACCAAUCGACCACCGGCCAAACUGAACCUCCUGACGUGCCAGGUGAAGAAGAACGCCGACGACAAGAGGAACUUUGACCUCUUUUCACACGACCGGACGUAUCACUUCCAGGCGGAGGACGAGGCCGAGUGCCAGAUAUGGAUGUCGGUCCUCCAGAACAGCAAAGAAGAAGCGCUGAGUAAAGCUUUUAAGGGCGACCAGGACGAAGGCGACAACAUCGUGCAGGAGCUCACCAAGGCCAUCGUGGCAGAUGUCAGGAAGAUGGACGGCAACCGCGUCUGCUGCGACUGUGGCGCUCCAGGUCCCUCCUGGUUGUCCACCAACCUCGGCGUGCUCAUCUGCAUCGAGUGCUCGGGGAUCCACAGAGAGAUCGGGGUGCACUACUCCAGAAUUCAGAGUCUGGACCUGGAUGUGCUGGGAACGUCCGAGCUACUGCUAGCCAAGAACGUCGGCAACGCCGCCUUCAAUGACAUCAUGGAGGCGGAGCUUUCCGCAGAGGGCGUGGCCAAGCCUGAACCGACCAGUGACAUGCAGAGGCGGAAGGACUUCAUCACGUCCAAGUACGUGGACAAGGCGCUGGUCCGCCGCCAGUGUGCCGACAACGAGGGCCGCCUGCAGGCGCUGUACCAGGCGGUGCGCAACCGCGACAUCCUGGCGCUCAUCCAGGUCUACGGCGAGGGCGUGGACCUCACCGAGACCUUCCCGCAGACCCACCAGCACGAGCCGGACGAAACGGUCCUCCAUCUUGCCGUGCGCAUGGUGGACAGGAACUCUCUACACAUCGUCGACUUCCUGGCGCAGAACAGCGGCAACCUGGACAAGCAGACCAGCAAAGGAAGCACGGCGGUGCAUUACUGCUGCUUGACGGACAACAGCGAGUGCCUGAAGCUCCUCCUCCGAGGAAAAGCGUCCGUGACCAUCGCCAAUGAGAGCGGAGAAACGCCGCUGGACAUAGCGAGACGACUCGGCCACACUGAAUGUGAAGAUCUGCUGACUCAGGCUCAGUCGGGAAAGUUUAACGUUCACGUCCACGUGGAGUACGAGUGGCGCCUCCAUAACGACGACAUGGACGAGAGUGAGGACGAGUUGGAUGACAAGCCCACCCCGCACCGCCGCGAGGAGCGUGACCGACCCGUCAGCUGCUUCGGGGGCGCCGGCGUUCCCGCCCAGCUCGCCAAACAUCGCGGUCAGAUUGCCAGCAUGAUGAUCAGCAACGAGACGUACGGCGCCAUGCUGGAUCGGCACCUCCCGCCCGGGCCCAAUCCCCCGUUGCCGCCCAGGGCCCCCGCCAAAGGGCAUGCCGCUAAACCGGGCGGCAUGGAAACCAUUGGAAGGCAGAGGUCUUCAUCCGACCCCCCGGGCCUGAACGUGACCCCCAACAGAAACACCUCCAUGUACGUUCUCCCAGUGGCUCCUCCCCCUCCACCUCCACCUCCUCCUCCGCUACCUAAAGCCAACCACGGGCCCCGGACUUCCCUAGCCUCCUCGGGCCCGCCUCCCACUACCUCCACGAACCCUCCGCCUUUUCGCCACAAAGCGCCGCCGCCCCUGCCUGUCGCCAAAUCACUGGGACCCAAAUUACCCAGCGGAUCAGACCGAUCAGCUCCACCCAGGUCGUCGCUUAGAAGGACUCCAACAGACAAGCGAGCUUCUCAGGUCCAGUCCCCCCGAGACUCUUCCCCCCCGACACCAAAACCAAGAAGCACCUUCAGCGCGUCAAGACCCAAAAGGGUGCGGGCCAUCUACAAGUGUUCCGCCGACAACCCUGACGAGCUGACGUUCGACGAAGGCGAGGUGAUCGUGGUGGAGGGCGAAGAGGACACCGAGUGGUGGUUGGGCCACGUGGAGGCGGAACCUACGCGGCGAGGAGUCUUUCCGGUCACCUUUGUGCAUUUCAUCACAGAGUGACUCCUGGAGUCCUGGAGUGACUAAUAAAGUGAAAUGGGCCCAAGUGAUUGGAAUUGGGCAGACUGGUCUUCUGGGACUUGUCCUCCAUCUUCAUCAUUGAGCAAGAUGCCACUUGAAUUCCUUCUGUGACCAUGCGUGUACCUAAAAACACUUGGAUCGCAGCUCUUUCAUGUUAUGUAAUAUUGUUGUUUAUCGAAAACAUACCUAAAUGACAUUAAAUAGAUUUAUUCCGUU